AUGUCACCGACACAUAACCCGGGCGUUCGAAAAAACACCCAACCACCACCAACCAACUACCAAAAUCCACACCAACACCAGGUCCUUCUCCAUACAUUAAAAAAUCCUUCAAAAUGAGCCCGGAAGCCUGGCUCCCGCAGCCCACCUUGUUCCUCACUGGCCUCAGCUUGCUCCUCUCGCUGGCACCCACAGGACUGGGCAUGGAGGUCAUGGCUCCUGCCACCAUCAACGCUCUGAAUGGCUCCUCUGUGAAGCUCUCCUGCACCUUCAACUCCUGCUACAAGGUGGAGAACAAGCAGUUCUCCCUCAACUGGACUUACCAGGAAUGCUCAAACUGCUCUGAGGAGCUGUUCCUGCAGUUCCGGACGAAGAUCAUGAACAAGCAGCUGGACCGCUUCGGGAACCGGGUGGAGUUCACCGGCAACCCCACCAAGUACGACGUCUCCUUCACCCUCAAGAACGUGCAGCUGGAGGAUGAGGGCACCUACAACUGCUACGUCCUGAACCCCCCCGACCGGCAGCGGGGCCACGCCAGCAUCAGCCUCAAAGUGCUCACCAAAGAGCCCCCGAAGCACGACUCGACGGUGGCUGUCAUCGUGGGUGCCUCUGUCGGGGGUUUCUUGGCCGUGGUGAUCCUGGUGCUGAUGGUAGUGAAAUGUGUGCGCCGGAAAAAGCAGCAGAGGCUGAACACGGACGACCAGAAGACAGAGGAGGAAGGAAAGACAGAUGGGGAAGGCAACCCGGACGAGGGCACCAAGUAA
Messenger RNA from Indicator indicator, 761 nucleotides. It is a transcript of the gene SCN2B, whose product is annotated as sodium voltage-gated channel beta subunit 2. The record is from RefSeq and is a predicted model, not a curated record. The transcript is spliced from 4 exons. NCBI's taxonomy places the organism in Eukaryota, Metazoa, Chordata, Aves, Piciformes, Indicatoridae. Gene Ontology annotation, cellular component: membrane. The coding region runs from base 114 to 761 and encodes 215 amino acids.